AUGCUCCGUCAAUUGUUCCCAAGAGGGGCAGCUUUCGCAAAGCCAAGCUCCAGAGUGUUGAGGCGAUGGGAGGCUUCUUCGAGAUUAUACAGCGUACAAGCAGAAGCUGCUUCUACGACGAAGCUACAAGAUAUCGACCCUACCAAAUUGACUAUAACGAAGAACACUACUCCUAGUGAACUACUUCCCCCCACUGAAUUGGUAUUUGGAAGAUCGUUUACAGAUCAUAUGCUUAGCAUUGAAUGGACAGCUUCAGAUGGAUGGUUACCCGCACGCAUAACACCUUACCAGAACCUUUCCCUCGAUCCCGCGUCUUGCGUUUUCCACUAUGCGUUUGAGUGUUUCGAAGGAAUGAAGGCAUACAAGGAUAAAAGCGGAAAGGUACGGCUCUUCAGACCUACCAAGAAUAUGGAACGAAUGAACAAAUCUUCCGCUCGUAUUGCUCUGCCGACUUUUGAUCAAUCCGCUAUGAUUGAAUUGAUCUCAAAAUUCGUUGCUAUGGAGAAAAGAUUCAUUCCAGAAGAAAGAGGAUAUUCAUUAUAUCUGAGACCGACUAUGAUUGGAACACAAAGAACAUUGGGUGUUGGACCACCAGGUUCCGCUUUACUAUAUGUUAUUGCUUCUCCAGUUGGGCCAUAUUACCCUACUGGAUUCAAGGCUGUAUCCUUGGAAGCUACAGAUUAUGCCGUAAGAGCAUGGCCUGGAGGAGUUGGAGACAAGAAAUUGGGUGCGAACUAUGCUCCGUGUAUCUUGCCACAAUUAGAGGCCGCCAAGAGAGGGUUCCACCAAAACUUAUGGUUAUUCGGCGAGGAGGAGUAUGUUACCGAGGUUGGAACCAUGAACAUGUUUGUGGCUAUUAAGAAUAAGGAAGGCCAAAAGGAAUUGGUUACCGCUCCAUUAGACGGUACAAUUUUGGAAGGUGUCACAAGAGACUCUGUUCUAUCUUUAGCUCGCGAGAAGCUGACUAAGGAUGGAUGGAUCAUUUCUGAACGUAAAUACACUAUGAGUGAGUUAGCAGAUGCAUCAAAAGAAGGUAGAUUAUUAGAGGCGUUCGGAGCAGGAACCGCAGCAGUCGUCAGUCCAGUGAGAAACAUCUCAUGGAAGGGCAAUUUGGUCGAGUGUGGAUUGAGACCAGAUCAAGAAGCUGGUGAGAUCGCAUUGAAGAUGAAGGAAUGGAUCGAGGCUAGACAAUAUGGUGAUGAAGAGCAUGAGUGGAGUUAUGUUGUACCUAAUUAA
Molecule: messenger RNA, 1236 nt
Organism: Botrytis fragariae
Lineage: Eukaryota; Fungi; Ascomycota; Leotiomycetes; Helotiales; Sclerotiniaceae
Product: putative branched-chain-amino-acid aminotransferase protein
Exons: 2
Coding region: 1-1236 (411 amino acids)
Biological process (GO): L-leucine biosynthetic process; L-valine biosynthetic process
Cellular component (GO): mitochondrion
Molecular function (GO): branched-chain-amino-acid:2-oxoglutarate transaminase activity
Source: RefSeq, a predicted model, not a curated record